Fibroporia radiculosa is the source of this 2319-nucleotide messenger RNA. RefSeq lists its product as uncharacterized. The transcript has 10 exons. Gene Ontology annotation, cellular component: cytoplasm. Lineage: Eukaryota; Fungi; Basidiomycota; Agaricomycetes; Polyporales; Fibroporiaceae. The record is from RefSeq and is a predicted model, not a curated record. Gene Ontology annotation, molecular function: alpha,alpha-trehalase activity; calcium ion binding. The coding region runs from base 1 to 2319 and encodes 772 amino acids. Gene Ontology annotation, biological process: trehalose catabolic process.
AUGGCACCAGCAUUAAAUCACCCUACGGGCGUGAACUUUGUCGACGAGCAUCGUCCUGUAAACGCGGAUGCAGCGACAUACUACGGGGGCGAGGAACAAUUCAGUCGCUCACGAACAUACAGUGCGUCGUUUGCUCACGGAUAUAACCCUAAGCGUGCGGCCUUCGACAACGACUGGGUGCGCAGACAAAGACGCAUGUCCCACGAUGAGAAGAGCACCGGUCCCCGGCGCUUCCUCAUUGACGUGGAAGAGACAAUUCGCGUAAUUCUUGAACAAGAAGAUACCGACGGAGACUUCCAAAUUAGCGUCACUGAUGCCGGUCCCAAACUCAUGUCCCUCGGCACCGCGACGAGUAAUGGCUUCAAGAGCUUCGACAUUCGGGGCACGUACAUGUUGUCCAACCUCUUGCAAGAGCUCGCUCUUGCCCGUGACCAUAACCGAAAGCGCAUUGUCCUAGACGAAGCGCGCCUUACCGAGAACCCCGUCGAUCGGCUAUCGCGUAUGAUCAAGAACUCAUUCUGGCAUGCACUAACGCGCCGAAUCGAUGGAGACGGUCUUGAGAUCAUCUGUGCAGACCCGAAGAACCGCACCGGGCGCGUGAACCCGCGGAUAUACGUGCCCCACGGUGAGCCGGCGAUGGCAGAGUACUACAGGAAGGUUGCGAUGCAGAAACCGCACCUGAAUUUGGACGUGCAAGUCCUACCUGCGAAGCCGGACGACCCGCACUUCGUGAAGAGCUUGAACAAUAAGCCGGGCAUUCUUGCACUUGCAAUGAACGAGGUCAAUGAUGCCACGGGCGGCAAGACGCUCAAGGGUAUUCCAUUUAUCGUUCCUGGGGCUCGUUUCAACGAGCUCUAUAACUGGGAUUCAUACUUCAUCUCGCUUGGGCUGCUCGUCGACGGGUACGUAAACAUGGCGAAGGGCAUGGUGGACCACUUCAUCUUCGAGAUAACCCACUAUGGCAAGAUCCUCAAUGGUAGCCGGAGUUACUACCUUUGCCGAACGCAACCUCCAUUCCUGACCGACAUGGCGUUGCAGAUCUACAAUCAACUCGAUCGGUCAGAUAUGGAUGCCAACCGUGCAUGGCUGAAGCGUGCCAUCCGAGCCGCCAUUAAGGAAUAUCACACUAUCUGGGUCGCGGAGCCACGCAUGGAUCCGAAGACUGGACUGUCACGAUACCGCCCCGAUGGACUCGGUAUCCCUCCUGAGACAGAAGCGACGCACUUUACUCAUAUCCUGGAACCGUACGCGGCAAAGCACGGGCUAUCCGUGCUCGAGUUCAGCGAGCGAUAUAACGAUGGAACGAUCAAAGAGCCGGAGCUGGAUGAAUACUUCCUACACGAUCGCGCCGUGCGUGAGUCUGGACAUGACACGACGUACCGGUUUGAAAAGCGCUGUGCGAAUCUUGGUACGAUUGACCUGCAGGCUCUACUGUACAAGUACGAGGUGGACAUUGGGACGGCUAUCCGGGAGGUGUUUGAUGACGAGCUCGAGUUGGAACAAGAUUUCCCACUAGCGCCAUUUCCGCCAUCACCCGAAGCAUACGCGAACCCCCACCGGGUGAGCUCUAAGGCACGGCCGCAGACAAGCGCCAUCUGGUUCGAGCGGGCAGAGUUCAGGAAGAAUAUGAUUGACAAGUACUGCUGGAAUGAGAGCAAGAGCUUGUACUUUGAUUACGAUACUGUCCAGGAGAGGCAGAUCUUGUAUGAGAGUGUUACCGCAUUUUGGACGCUCUGGGCAGGGUGUGCGAGUGAGGAGCAGUGCUGGAAGCUGAUUUCGAACUCCCUCAAGAAGUUCGAGGUGCUCGGGGGAUUGGUCUCCGGAACAGAAGAAUCGCGGGGAAAGAUAUCUCUGGACAGGCCGAACCGUCAGUGGGACUACCCCUAUGCAUGGCCUCCUCAUCAAAUCAUGACGUGGGUGGGCCUCGAACGGUACGGUUACCUCGAAGAUGCGCAGAGGCUAGCGUACAGGUGGCUCUAUAUGAUGACGACUGCCUUCGUCGAUUUCAAUGGAGUAGUCCCCGAGAAGUUCGACGCAGUCAAACUUUCCCAUCUCGUGGAUGCCGAAUAUGGCAACCAGGGUGUCGACUUCAAGAUGGUACCAAGAGAAGCUGCCUACCAAGUCGGUCUGUCAUUCCUUUCGACCGGUAUGCGGCGCGCUGUCUCCGCGUGCACCUCGCCCGAAGUCGUCUUUGGCAUCCCAUCGGGUCAGCAGCAGACGAACACGCAAGCAUAUCCGACUGGUGGUACGGACCCUCUCGACCUAGCUAUGGAGCACCUCCAGCUGUCGGCCCCUCAUCCAGGCUUUCCCUCUGCGUGA